This is a messenger RNA of Mycotypha africana, 453 nucleotides long. RefSeq lists its product as uncharacterized. NCBI's taxonomy places the organism in Eukaryota, Fungi, Mucoromycota, Mucoromycetes, Mucorales, Mycotyphaceae. The transcript has 3 exons. The record is from RefSeq and is a predicted model, not a curated record. The coding region runs from base 1 to 453 and encodes 150 amino acids.
AUGCGAGUAUUUUUUAUAGUGGUAAGCUUGAAAUACAUUUUCCUAGAACUAAAUACUUUUUUCAAAUGUACCCAUAGUUUGAGUAUAAGCCUUGAGCGGUACUAUUGGAGGAUGUAUGCUACCUUGACUAUCAAGGGACAAGAGGACGAAUCAAGAAGAUUGUCGACUGCUGGCUUCAAUUACACAAGUGGUAAUGCUUGUAGAAUGGGCAUUUACUCUGCAUUAAAGAUUGAAGAUAUGCAUCUUAUUCAGCUGUGGAAGCGAGAUAAAGAAAAAAAAUCAAUACGUAAAGCCAACGGCCAAGACGAACAAGGAAAUAAAGCCAUGAAUUGGGAAGAAGAGGCAAAUUCUCACUAUUUGGAAAAUGUAACAAACUAUUAUACUAUCGAGACGCACAACCUCAUGAAAGAUAUUGUUCCAGACGAGGAAUGGAAAAGCUGGCAGAAAGGUUAA